AUGACGGCAGACAUGCGUCUCUUUGAAGACGAACGUGCUGCAUUUCUGCACAGCAACACGUCGUCGUCGUCGGCCCGUCUGUCGUCGUCCUUUUCGUCCCUUUUCGACUUUGAGGACGAGUCGCUCGACGACUCUCACGAUCCUCAUGAUACCCUCCUCCACGAGAAGCCCGACGUGUCCAGUCUCCGUCGCAAGGCCCAACACAUCCUGUGGUGGAUUCGCUGGCACCGUCGUCCCGUCCGCCAGCUGGCCGUCUUCUUCCUCAAAUACACGCUCAUCCUCAUCGUCGCUCUCCUGGUCUUGACUCCCAUCAUCUGUCCGUCCUACCAACAUCCUCCAUCCCAUUACCACGACCUCGAGGAGCACUGCCGCGAUCUCGGCUGGCAGGGCCACAACCCGGCGGCCAGCGGUUGCGCCAAUGCGUUCAACGAGACCGUCUUCAUCGCCGUCAGCCUCAUAUACGAGAACGACAGCGGCGUGGAGGGGGCGGCUGCGCUUCAGGAGCUGCGCAAACGCGUGCCCUGCCGCAGCGAGAUCGUCUACGACGAACACGUCGCAAUGGACACCAUUCCCAACAUCACGAUGCCCGAUGGCACGGUGCGAACGAAGCGGCUGGCGUACCUGACCGAGAUCCGCAAUCGGUCAUUGCGGCCACUGGACACGCUGGACGGCGUCGGCGCCACACGCUUCGACAAGAUCUUCUUCCUCAACGACGUCGCCUUUCGUCCACUAGACGCCGCCCAUCUGCUCUUCAGCACCAACGUCGGCUCCGACGGCCGCACCGAAUACUUGUCCGUCUGCUCGGUCGACUGGAAGAUCCCGUGGAUCUUCUAUGACGCCUUUGCUCUGCGGGACGCCGAGGGUUACGCCGACGGCAUGCCGCUCUUCCCUAUCUUCUCCGGCGCUGGCGCCGGCCUGUCGCGUUCAGACAUGCUCCACGAAAAGGACGCCGUGCGUGUGACUGGCUGUUGGGGCGGCAUGGUCGCCAUGCAGGCAGCAUACGUGCAGAACACGGAUCUGGCCCUGCCACGCCCAGACUUCCAGGACAUUGGCAGCCAUGUGAUCGAUCCCGAUCGGCCGACAGCCAUUUCCAGUCCCGUGCGCUUCCGCUACGAGCCCGAGAUCUUUGUGGACGCCUGCGAAUGCUGCCUCUUCCUGGCCGACGUGUCGCAGGCGGCCCGCGUCAGUGGUGCCCCCGAGACGAGCACGGGUGUCUUUGUCAACCCCUACGUGCGUGUGACAUACGACUGGGGCACGUUGCUGAUGGCGCGCGCCAUCCAGCGCUGGGAGCGGCUCUUUAUCGUGCCGCAGUUCUUCCUCACGCCCUACCAUAAGAUGCCGGCGAACAACCCGCACCGGACGGUCCAGGAGGGCGACACGUUUGUCGAGGAGGUGUGGGAUGCCACGACGUCCGCCUGGAAGCUGGUGCACCGCACCGGGCGCAGCGGCAUGUUUUGUGUUGUGCGCGAAAUGCUGCUGAUGCGAGACAAGCGCAAAGGCGACCGCAACUGGGAACGAGCGGCGGUUCCGGGAGGCCGGACAUUAGAUUUUCCGGCCCCUUACUAA
Messenger RNA from Grosmannia clavigera kw1407, 1566 nucleotides. RefSeq lists its product as uncharacterized. The record is from RefSeq and is a predicted model, not a curated record. Bases 1 to 1566 code for a protein of 521 amino acids. The transcript has 2 exons. Lineage: Eukaryota; Fungi; Ascomycota; Sordariomycetes; Ophiostomatales; Ophiostomataceae.